Molecule: messenger RNA, 945 nt
Organism: Dama dama (fallow deer)
Lineage: Eukaryota; Metazoa; Chordata; Mammalia; Artiodactyla; Cervidae
Gene: FOXR1
Product: forkhead box R1
Exons: 6
Coding region: 70-945 (291 amino acids)
Biological process (GO): regulation of DNA-templated transcription
Cellular component (GO): nucleus
Molecular function (GO): sequence-specific double-stranded DNA binding; DNA-binding transcription factor activity
Source: RefSeq, a predicted model, not a curated record
CUGAAACUGCAGCACGUCGACUUCUGGGCCAGCCUCCAUGGCCAGGUCCCGGGGUUGCUGGACUGGGACAUGGGGAACGAGUCCUUUCUGGCCUUCACCACGUCGCACCUGCCCUUAGCCGAGCAGAACCUUGCCAGAUAUAAACUCCAAAUAGUUGAGCCACCAAUGCUACCUCUGGGGGAAAAACCCAACCCUGAUAAAGAUGGUCCAGAUUUUGAGCCCAACCUGUGGAUGUGGAUAGACCCCAACAUCAUGUUCCCCCUUGGAAAGCUGGAGGUCCCAGAACCCAGUAAGGGGAAGAAUCUGACAACCACAGCUCCCUCCCUUCAGCCAGUCCCAAAAGAAGACUUUGCCAAAUGCCCGGAGGCCACAGAGGUGGAGUCGCUGUCACCUCCUGGAGACCAGUCUCCCCCUUGGAAGCGGUUUGCCACCUCCCCCAGCAACUGGGAGCUCACAGAAGAGGAGGAGGCCGAGGACCAGGAUGACCGCUCCUCUGUGGCUUUCCCAUCCUCUCACAAACCGGCCGCCCUCCAGAGUCGGAGGCUUCGGCAAGCCAACAGCCAGGAGAGGAGGCCCUGGUCCCGGCCCCCUCUCAAUUACUUCCACCUAAUUGCACUGGCAUUAAGAAACAGUGCCCCCUGUGGCCUCAACGUGCAACAGAUCUACAGUUUCACUCGACAACAUUUCCCCUUUUUCCGGACGGCUCCUGAAGGCUGGAAGAAUACUGUGCGUCACAAUCUCUGUUUCCGAGACAGCUUCGAGAAGGUGCCGGUCAGCAUGCAGGGUGGGGCCCGCUCACGGCCCCGAUCGUGCCUCUGGAAGUUGACUGACGAGGGACACCGCCGCUUUGCAGAAGAGGCCCGUGCCUUGGCCUCCACCCGGCUGGAAAGGAUCCGACAGUGCAUGAGCCAGCCAGAUGUGAUGUCCUCCCUCUUUGACCUUUAG